CCGACCCGUGUGUGUUGUUGCUCGUGAAAACAGUGCGUCCGGUGGGCUUUUCUGUUGCAGGUUUGUCAGGGGCAACCGGGGUCAUACGACCCGGUUAUCGUUACCAGCCCUUUUAGAUUCCCCAGUGGUUUAUACUUAUGAAGAUAUCAAUCAAUAUCCAUCAAUAGGGCGGGUGACUGACGCCGCGGGUUCAGUGCAACGCGACCAUGGCAUCAGAUAUCACUCCUGAGGCGGUGGGCUUCCUCUCAGCCGUGGGCAUCUUUGUGGUCUUGUUGGCCAUACUCUUCCUCUUCAUCAAUAAGAAGUUGUGUUUUGCUCGUGUCGGAGGUCUGCCAUGCCUCGAGCAGUACAGCCGACGCAAGCGAAGAGACCGUGCAGGGAUUCACCAGGGUCUGGUGAAUAGUUACGGCGAUGACGGAGAGAUCUCCAGCUCAUCAGACAGCGACGAUGAGUUAGCCAAGCAUUUUGAGAUCUCCGUUUCCCGCUCUCAAAGCUUCCGUUCAGGGGUUACGGAGAUUAACCCCCAGAAUGCACCAGGGCAACAUCACAAAUUCAAUCGACUGCUUUCUGACCAGGAAGAAGGAAGCACAGAGCCUUCUGACUGUGAAGAAGCCGAGAGAAAGAGUGUCCAGAGUUUUCAAGACCCUCUCACAUCCAGGAGACGUGUAGGGUCUGAGCCGAGAGACCCUUUAUCUCAGAGUCCUCUUCCUGAGGGCCGGACCCCCACAGACCCCCUCUCUUUGAUGGCGGAGCAGAUCUCCGUGGGCUCCCAGGACACAGGGGAUGGUCUGGAGGCUCUACCCAGAGAUGAGGGCAGUCGGCUGGGCAGUGUAGGGCGGCAAACCCCACAGAGGAGUCUGGCAAUGGACAAUCAGGGUUAUGACAACAGUGACGUCACGGAAAGCUUCCCUACAUGGAGUCCUGAGCACGAUCAAUCUCCGUCUCACCCUUUGAGCUCUUCCCCUCGUGGCCAUAUUUCCAUAUGUGGUGACCUUAUAAUAGCUCUGGACUAUCGGGCUGAAACCCACCGGCUCCUGGUCACUGUGAUCAUGGCUCAAGGUAUUCCAGACAAGGCCCGCAGUGGCAUGGACUCCUGGCAGGUGCAUGUGGUGCUGUUACCUGGCAAACGGCAGCGGCACAAGACGGCCGUCCAAAAGGGCUCCAUGCCCAUGUUUGAGGAGACCUUCAGGUUCUCGCAUCUGGAGCCCGGGGAUUUGCCUUCAUCUGCUCUGCGCUUUCGGCUGUACGCGCUGGGGAAGAUGAACAGAGAGAGGAUGAUGGGAGAGACGCUGUACAGGCUGAGCCGACUCAAACACACAGGACGAUUCGAGACCACACUGGUGCUGGAGCCACACAGUAAUCUUAAGACGGUAGACGCGCAGACCUCUUUCAGCGCUCAGACUGACAGUGCUUCCUCCAGUCUGUCUGUGUCUCACGCUGGAAAUCCAGAACUGCUGCUGGGUUUAUCCUACAACGCCACCACAGGACGACUUUCUGUGGAGAUCAUUAAAGGCAGCCACUUCCGUAACUUCGCAGUCAACAGACCACCAGAUACAUUUGGUAAGCUCACUCUGUUGAACUCAAUGGGACAGGAGAUUUCCCGCUGUAAGACGUCCAUCCGUCGCAGCCAGCCCAAUCCUGUCUUCAAGGAGACAUUCGUCUUCCAGGUGGCUCUUUUCCAACUGUCUGACGUCACAUUAAUGGUCUCCAUUUACAAUCGGCGGAACAUGAAGCGUAAGGAGAUGAUAGGCUGGGUGGCUCUGGGCCAGAACAGCAGCGGCGAGGAGGAGCUUCUUCACUGGCAGGACAUGAAGGAGAGCGGAAACCAACAGGUCUGCCGCUGGCACACGCUGCUGGAUGCUUAGAGAGAAAUACAAUCACUCUUACCUAACUGCAUUCAGCUGGAUAUUCCUUUGGGAGGGAGAAGACAGCCAAGGCCAAAAAUACCCAGAAAAGCAGAGUGAGCAAGCAACUUUUUACAGUGUCAAACAAAGAUAAGGCAUGUAAUUGUGAAAGCACAUACAAACACCCACGUGACACUGUCUGAGAGCACUUAAUACAGCCUCUUAUCAAUGACCUCAUAUCGUGACAUACUCUUUAAAACUUCAGCAGCAGCCAAUCAAAAUGCAUUACUGCUCCAGCCAAGGUAAUUGUCACCUAGCGAGUUCAUGAAUGGAGAAAUGUCUUUCUUCCGAUGAUUUUAAGACUCAGAGCCACACCAAGGCCAUAUUUAGUGGAAAACGUGCACUUUCUUUUAUUCAUGCUACUGAUGACACAAAAGCUGUUUCCUUUUAUUAUGUUUAUAUUACAUUUUACAUCAAAAUAUGCUGCAAUUUGUAGUCAAGGACAGUGUUAUAAUAGAAGUUAGGUUCAGUAUAUGUUGGUGUUAAAAAGGGUGCACAAAUGAUCGUCUUCCACCACAGCAAAAAAAGGCAAUUAUGACCUUGUAACUCACAAUUACAAGUUUCGAUGACCUACUUCCUGUUUCCUACUUCUCAUAAUAGCAAGCUUACCAUAAAGAAAUAUGUGAGAAAUAUUCCUAAGAAAAAGUCAGAAUUGUGAGAAAUAUUCCUGAGAAAAAGUCAGAAUUGUGAGAAAUAUUUCUAAGAAAAAGUCAAAAUUGUGAGAAAUAUU
Molecule: messenger RNA, 2634 nt
Organism: Danio aesculapii
Lineage: Eukaryota; Metazoa; Chordata; Actinopteri; Cypriniformes; Danionidae
Gene: syt16
Product: synaptotagmin XVI
Exons: 7
Coding region: 207-1865 (552 amino acids)
Source: RefSeq, a predicted model, not a curated record